This is a messenger RNA of Cebus imitator (Panamanian white-faced capuchin), 745 nucleotides long. It is a transcript of the gene NKAP, whose product is annotated as NFKB activating protein. Gene Ontology annotation, molecular function: chromatin binding. Lineage: Eukaryota; Metazoa; Chordata; Mammalia; Primates; Cebidae. Gene Ontology annotation, biological process: negative regulation of DNA-templated transcription. The record is from RefSeq and is a predicted model, not a curated record. The annotation marks the transcript as partial. Gene Ontology annotation, cellular component: nucleus. The transcript is spliced from 5 exons.
AUGAAGAUAACAAAAGGAGAGCAAAGAAAGCCAAGAAAAAGGAAAAGAAGAGGAAACACAGAUCGAAGAAAUAUAAGAAAAAGAAGUCUAAGAAGAGCAGAAAAGAGUCCAGUGAUUCAAGCUCUAAAGAAUCCCAAGAAGAGUUUCUGGAGAAUCCCUGGAAGGAUCGAACAAAGACUGAAGAACCUUCAGAUUUAAUUGGCCCAGAGGCUCCAAAAACACUUACCUCUCAAGAUGAUAAACCUUUGAACUAUGGCCAUGCCCUGUUACCUGGUGAAGGUGCAGCUAUGGCUGAAUAUGUAAAAGCUGGAAAACGUAUCCCACGAAGAGGUGAAAUUGGCUUGACAAGUGAAGAAAUUGCAUCAUUUGAAUGCUCAGGUUAUGUAAUGAGCGGUAGCAGGCAUCGCCGAAUGGAGGCUGUGCGACUACGGAAAGAAAACCAGAUCUAUAGUGCUGAUGAGAAGAGAGCCCUUGCAUCCUUUAACCAAGAAGAGAGACGAAAGAGAGAGAACAAGAUUCUGGCCAGUUUUCGAGAAAUGGUUUACAGAAAGACCAAAGGGAAAGAUGACAAAUAAGGAUUUUCUGAUUGUCCAGAGACAUUUUUAACAACAAAAACGAAAGUCUGAGCUCCACACGUGCAUACAAAAAGAUUGUCAUGCUCUGAGAAAGCUUUACAUUGCUACUGUGCCUUCUAUUUAAUUCUUUCAGUCUUUAAGUAAAAAGCUGCUUAUUGAUAGAACUUUAA